Molecule: messenger RNA, 1665 nt
Organism: Clonostachys solani
Lineage: Eukaryota; Fungi; Ascomycota; Sordariomycetes; Hypocreales; Bionectriaceae
Source: the annotation of a GenBank genome assembly
AUGGGGAAGUUGAGCCGCACAAGCAAGACCUUCUACGCACUAACAGCACCGCGCCUGCACAGGCGAAUGAUGGUUCUUGAAGCCUACCAUUCGCGACUCCUGAAGCUGGCCAGAGCCCUCGACUCCCAUCUAACCAUGACACAGAAAAAGCAACUUGAAAAGAAGUUUGCUAAAUAUCAAGGCCACAAGCAGGGAUAUCCAGACCGCACCGACCAGCAUGGGCUGCCCCAAUGUGCAUCCUUCGUCCGCGAGCUCAUUGUUGGGUCUUUCAGCUUGGGCCACGAGCAUGAAGAUAUUAUCAACCAGUAUUUGGGAAAUGCACUGGACAAUUGGAAGAAUCUAGAAAUAGUAGAAAUUGGUUAUCUGACAAAGCCCAUUGCAGAGAAGAUAGCGUCGCUCGAAAGGCUGAAGGCUCUUUCUAUAAGCACAAACGCGUUCAGUGAAACCGCCGUCAAGUCGCUGGCCAGAAUCCAGGGCUUGCAACAUCUCAGCUUGAUUGAAAUGGAUAGUCAUCAGCUUGCACCUGGCGAAAGCGUACUUGGUAGUCUUAUUCACAAUUCAAAGUCGACUCUCAAGAGCCUUCGAAUAAUGGACACAACAUACACAACCUCAUUUCUAAAUCACUUGAGAGAAACGGUGCCGACUAGCAAAGGGUCUUCGGAUGCCCGACAUCACGCUUUCUCAGCCCUGAAAUCACUCACCUUGGAAGACACGGCUCUGGACACAGAGGUGAUCCGUCACUUGAAGGAUUCGUUUGAUUUCCUGGGACUCGACCAGCUUGAAAUCAGGCGAGGAAUUGGCGCAUCCGAGCUGUUUUUCCAAACACUCGCGAAAAUGGCUACCACAACUUCACAUAUUCGCCUAAUGACCCUAUUCCUAACGCUUUCUAGCGUCAGCAACAACGAGACAGAUGAAGAACUACAGCAACCAGUUACGAUGACGCAGCAGCAUAAGCCACUCAUUGAAGUGAAAUGCCGAUUCAUCUCAGCGUUUACCACGCUCACAUCGUUGGAACUACAUAAUGACUCACGACACAUGAUCGAUACCACCGCGGACCCAGUCAUCGAACAGCAGGUCGUGCAGGCUAUUACCCAACAUAGGGGCCUGAAAAUACUGAAGAUUUCAUAUGGUGAACUUACAAGUAACCGUAGAGUAUCCUAUUUGUCCGCAAGAUCUGUGUCAGCUCUUGUCAACAACUUGCCUCAUCUUGAGGAGAUCGAAUUCGCCCCGGAAGAAAACGAAAUUGAAGACAUUGGUAUUGCGCUGUCGCAUGCAGCUAAACUAGAAGUCCUCACAUGCUACCCCCACCGCAGCCAGCGGCGCUUUCCCUUCAACCCUGCUCCGGGACGGAUCAUUCUUGACGGUGUUAUCAAGGCAUUCCUAUCCCGCGGCAGUGAGGAUAGUGACGAAGGUAAAUUCAUAUGGGGGGACUGCUUCAAACUGAAGAGCAUAUCCGUCAAAUAUCAAAUGUGGGAUGUAGGUUCAAAUCUGGAGAGAACACGGCGAGGAAUGAAGAAGGCGGAAACAAUGGUUAGCACAGAUGGGAAACGCCAGGUGAUGUGUCGUGAGGUUCGGGGAUUGAAGCGCCCCUUUUCAAUGACCUUUGGUCAUGACCCGGAGUACACGUGGGUGAACAAAGUAGCCGAGGAUAUUAAAUAUACCUAG